Molecule: messenger RNA, 1804 nt
Organism: Closterium sp. Naga37s-1
Lineage: Eukaryota; Viridiplantae; Streptophyta; Zygnematophyceae; Desmidiales; Closteriaceae
Source: the annotation of a GenBank genome assembly
AUGGGCGGCUAUCCUGCGCUGCUCGCGCUGCUCGCGCUCGCCCUUAUUCUCGCGAGUGACGUCAUCCGCGGGGCGUCCGGUCAAAUCAUGUAUCCAAUGCCCGCGCCGCUGGCGCCGGUGGCGACGCGGAUCACGGUCACGUCUCCGGCGAGCACCUUCGCCUCCAACUUCUCCGCGGCGCGCUGCACCAACCUGCCGCGCACCGCUUACAGCGUCUCCGUGCAGUGGACGUCCGCUGCCGCGCCCAGUCUCCCCGCGUGCACCAACAUCACCUUCUGGAGCGGCGCGGGUUGCAGUGGCACCUCCUCGCUCUCCCUUAAGCCCGCAAGCCUGACCACCAGCACCACCAAUUCCAGUCUCCCCUAUCCGUAUCCAGUUUCGGCUCGCUGCGGCAUCGCGGGAGACCCGGUGGACCCGAGUGUGGGGUGGCCCACGGAGGUGGAGGCGAGGGUGGCAGUGACGACGGCGGUGAAAGUGGGCCGCUACAACUUCUCCUUUGACCCCUCCUCGCGCUGCUCCCGCGUGCCCGACGGCACGGCGCCCGCCGGCGUGAGCACGGUUGCGAGCGUGCAGUGGGGGAGCGCCAGCAGCUUGCCGGGGGGCGGGGCGAGUGGGCCGUGCUCCCGGGUGUCGUUCUUCCCGGGUGCCACCUGCAACGGCGCUGUCAUGCAGCACAUCUACUCCUACUCCAGCAACACCGCGACCUUCACAUCAUCCCAAGCACUCGCGUCAGUUGUCUGCGGAAUUCCGUCCUCGACGGUGUGCAAGUACGCCACAUGCCCCGCCAACUCCGCGUGCUGGGAGACAAGCGACAUCGACAGCAGGGCUGCCACCUGCCGCUGCAAGGACGGCUAUGCUGUCAUCAACGGCACCUGCCAAGACAAGUGCAAUCUGUACUGUGUGGCCAACGCGAGUUGUGUGAGGGAUGCGAGCAUGGUCCCGGAUUGUGUGUGCAACAAGGGCUUUCAAUAUGCUCCUGACAGCAACACCUGCGUUGACAAAUGCUCUUUGGUGAAUUGUGGGCCCAACGGCAAGUGCAUCAAGGAUGCGAAUGGAACUCCCACCUGUGCUUGCAACGCUGGCUUCCAGAUGCCUCCCAACAAGAUCACUUGUGUUGACAAGUGCGAGUUUGUGACGUGCAAGGCCAACUCAACGUGCGUCAAGGAUGCAAACGGGAAUACAACUUGCAAGUGCAUCAAGGGCUUCAGGAGGCUUCCGGGCAACGACACUUGCGUUGACAAGUGUGAACCAGUGGAUUGUGGGACCGGCGGCAAGUGCAGGACGGAUGCAGACGGAAAUCCGGGAUGUACUUGCAUCACCGGCUUCACGCAGCAGUAUGAUGGCACUUGCAUCGACAACUGUGAUGUGUCUGGUUUCUACUGUGAGCCCGGCUCGUGCAAGAAGGAUACGAAGGGGAAUCCGUCUUGUGAAUGCGGCCCAGGCUACAGACUGUCUCCUGAGGGGCACUUUUGCAUUGACAUUUGUGACGCAGUGGAUUGUGGUGAAGGCACGUGCGUGAAGAGAUUUGAUGAGGAGGGCAACGGACAUGCAGAAUGCGAUUGCCCCGCGGGCUACACUGUGGAUGGGAGUGGGCGCUGCAGUGACAUAUGCAACUUCUUAUGUCCGGCCAGCAGGACGUGCAGGAGGAACGGCGACGACAUCUCGUAUUGUACCGAAUGGGACUAUUGUGAUAGGGAUUAUUGUGGGUAUGGCGGCACGUGCAGGAUCGAUAAAGUUAAGGAUACUGAGUACUGUCUCUGCGACCCCGGCUACAAGUUGUCUGCCGACCAGCUCUCUUGCAUUG